GGCCCAACAGGUCUGCUCACUGGCCUGCUGUGUGAAAGACUAGGGGCUUCAGUCUGCAUCAUCGACAGCAAGCCUUCGACACUGGACCUGGGCCGGGCGGAUGCUCUUAAUGCUCGGACACAACAGUAUCUCGAGAUAGUUGGUGUGCUCGACGAACUGCUUCCACAGGGUCUCAAAUGUAACACAAGCUCAACAUACGAAAACGGUGCCUGGACCUCGCGCCAGAGCCACUGGUGGACUGGUCUCGAACAUACGCUGCAUAAGAAUUUUCUUAUGAUCGGACAACCGGUUGUGGAGCGCAUUUUUGCCUCUCGCCUACAGACCACUCAAUUACUUUUUGAUACGCGCUGUGUCGCAAUGGAAGAGUCGGACUCGUCGGUCAAGACGACGACAGACAAUGAAGACCACCCGGUCAUCCACAGCAAGUACGUUGUUGGGGCUGAUGGGGCUCGCUCGACGGUGCGACAUCUCAUGGGUAUCAGCUUCAAAGGCACCAAGCCAGAGAUGGUGUGGACUGUGUUGGACACUUUCAUCGACACGGAUUUCCCCCGCGCCGACGAAAUUAUCACUUUCCAGCGCCAAGGAAAAAGUCGCGUGAGCUGGAUUCCCAGAGAAAGGGGCAUGGCAAGGUUCUACACACUGCUGGACGAGGAUCAAGAGAAGACUCAGAUGAACUCAGAAACGUCCAUUCGAGAGCAUAUGCACCCUCAUCAGAUUAAGUUUGUCAAGACGGAGUGGUUCAGCAUUUUCGAAAUCAAGGAACGCAUCGCCGGCACCUUCGUAACAAAAUCAGGACAAGGUCGCGUUUGUUUGGCUGGCGACGCUGCCCAUGUUCAUUCCGUCAAUGGCGGCCAGGGACUCAAUACGGGUAUAGCCGACGCAUUUGCAUUGGCUUGGCGGCUGGCGUAUAUCGCAGCCGCAGUCCAUGGUCAGCUAAAACUCGCCCCUGGUGCCGAAACUCGGCUUUUGCGCAGCUAUGAUACGGAACGCCGCGCUGUAGCACAGGGUGUCAUCGACGUUGCGUCUCGACUGGUUAGGGACACUCUGCGCACGGCUAAAGAAUACGUACAAACGAUUGAAACAAAUGCAGGUUAUAUUACAGGUAUGGGCGUCGCAUACGACUCGGUAGGAUCCGAGUUGGUUCAGACGGGCGGUCGCAAAAAUCUCGCUUGCUGGACCUGUGGCCAGCGAUGCCCUGACUUGCGACUGGUGGACAAGGAUGGGAAGACGAGUCGCGUCUACUCCCUUGCCCAAUAUGGCAAGUUCUGCAUUCUUUUGUUCGGCAAAGGGAACUUAGAUAUGGAUACCACUUGGCCUCCACCCUCGCGUGCUUUAUUUUACAAGGUGCUGCCAGCUGACACUCCUGCGGUCGCCGAGAUUAAGGACGUGGUCUGGAGCGUGGCUGAGCCUGUAGUUGGUGCCUUGGACAGUUUCAUUGUUGUUGUAAGACCUGAUAUGUACAUUGGUUUUGUGGGGGAGGGGAACAGUUGGCUAUCGUACUUGGCU
Messenger RNA from Cryphonectria parasitica EP155, 1506 nucleotides. RefSeq lists its product as uncharacterized. The transcript has 3 exons. The annotation marks the transcript as partial. Gene Ontology annotation, molecular function: FAD binding. The record is from RefSeq and is a predicted model, not a curated record. NCBI's taxonomy places the organism in Eukaryota, Fungi, Ascomycota, Sordariomycetes, Diaporthales, Cryphonectriaceae.